AUGAAGGAAAGAAGAAAGUUUGGAAGGAGUAUUAAUGACAUUGGUGAGAGAGAGAGAAGGCAUCGGCUGCAUGCACUAAGGCUAUCGCUGCCACCACCAAAACCAGCUUCUGAGUUUCAACACCAAACCCAAUUCCCGACAUUCUUGUCAUGCCCCUCUCCCAACUCCCUAGGUAUCAAAAACCUAUCCGGCCUUGAGAAAAUAGCCAUUCUUGGACAUGGUAGUAGCGGCACGGUCUAUAAAGUUCUACACAAGAAAACCAUGUCAAUUUACGCAUUGAAAGUGCUCAGGAUCAAUCAAAAUGAUGUCAGUGUUUACCUGCAGGCUGCAUGUGAGGCCGAUAUCCUCAAACAAGUUGACUCCCAAUAUAUAAUAAUGUGCCUUGCAGUUUUCGAUAAUCAUUUUGUUGGUGUGAAAUGUGGAGGCAAUCUUUGCUUUGUCAUGGAGUACAUGGAAGGUGGUUCCCUACAGGACGUGUUGCGAGCACGACAAAGAUUGACUGAGCAGGUUAUCUCUAGUAUGGCCAAGCGUGUCCUGGAAGGAUUGCACUAUUUGCAUGGCAUGCAGAUAGUGCACAGAGACAUAAAACCAUCAAACCUUUUUGUAAAUGAUAAGGGAGAGGUAAAGAUUGCAGAUUUUGGGGUCAGCCAUGUCAUGGAGAGGGCACGUGAAGCAUGUGACUCGAACAUUGGCACAUGCGCCUACAUGAGUCCAGAAAGAUUCGAUCCAGAGGGGUGGGGUGGUGAUGAUGUAGAUGGGUUUUGCCGGGGAUGUGUGGUCACUUGGGGUGGUGGUGUUGGAAUGCCAUGUUGGAAGGCUAGAGAUGCCGGAGACAGCCUCGCCAGAGUUUCGGAGCGUUGUUCGAAGGUGCCUAGAGAAGGAUUGGAGGAAGAGAGGGACAGUGGCUGA
Juglans regia (Persian walnut) is the source of this 909-nucleotide messenger RNA. Its product is annotated as mitogen-activated protein kinase kinase 10-like. NCBI's taxonomy places the organism in Eukaryota, Viridiplantae, Streptophyta, Magnoliopsida, Fagales, Juglandaceae. Bases 1 to 909 code for a protein of 302 amino acids. Gene Ontology annotation, biological process: protein phosphorylation. Gene Ontology annotation, cellular component: cytoplasm. The record is from RefSeq and is a predicted model, not a curated record. The transcript has 2 exons. Gene Ontology annotation, molecular function: protein serine/threonine kinase activity; ATP binding.